CGCUCAGAAUAACUGAUUCUUUUACGAACGCUCAACACCCGUUGAGUAUAGCCGGUGUCAGUAAACCUCGGCAAAAGGCAUAAUUAAAUUGUUGCCAUCAGCACAUGAACACAGCAUAACCAGCGCGAGAAAGGGCGAGAAAAUGGUCAGAGUGAGGUGUUCUCUCAUUUAUGCCAGGAAGUAGCUAGCAUGCUAGCUAACUUUAGCCAGUUAGCUUGGGUGCUUCACUGCCGUUGUGAGGUCAGAACGCUCGGAUCAACCCUACUCCUCGGCCAGAGCGUCCAGUGCUCUCCGAGAGCGAAACGCUCUGAAUUUACGAAAGGGCAAUCUGACAACGGUCUGCGUGUUUUUAAAUUCCGAGCGUUGUCAGAUUGUCCGUUCGUAAAUUCAGAGCGGACAAUGUCCUCUGGCACUCCAGAUUAAAUUUACGAACGCACCCUAUAAUCGUGACGCGUAGUUCUGUGGAUCAUCCACAUUAUUCUGAAUGUAGAACAGGUCAAGAGGGGUUUCCCUAAUUACUACAGUCACAAAGUCACAAUUGGCUAUAGUAAAAAUGAUAUGGUGAGUCAUAAGGUUAGCAGUGUAUUUAAGGGUUAAGUUUUAAAUUGUAUUUGAAGAAGAUAAAUUGUAGAUAUAGGCGGGGUUUAUGGCUUAGUGGCUGUGGUAAUUAGUAAUUAGUGACAACAUUCAUCCAUUCUGAAACUGAUGAGGCGAUUAGCCUAGAUUUAGUUUUACUACGUGUCAGUUCGGUGGUGAUCAAUACUUGACAAUGGCUGGGGAAAUGUCUAUGAUCGGAUCGGUCAUUCUGGCUUUAUUUCUGGCUGGCUAUCUGGGCCAGCAGUAUCUGCCUCCACCGAAACCCAAAGUGAUCGGCCUAGAUCUGGGGACCACUUUCUGCUCCGUAGGAGUAUUCCACCCGGGUACCGGGGAUGUGGAGGUGAUAGGGGAUGAGGAGGGGCGGAAGAGCAUCCCUAGUGCGGUGUCGUUCACAUCUACCGAAGUCCUCGCCGGUCACGAGGGUCAGGAUCUGGCCGACAGCAAUCCUGAAAACACCAUCUAUGAUGCCAAGCGGUUUAUUGGAAAAAUAUUCGAACAAGAGCUCCUUGAGCAGGAAAGUGCUCGUUAUCCAUUCAAGGUGAUAAACAACAAUGGCAGUGCAGAGUUCUUUAUCACCACCAAUCAGACGUUCACAGUUACUCCCGAGUUCAUUGGUUCUCGGCUGCUGCUGAAGAUGAGGAAGAUGGCGGAGCGUCACCUGGGUGUCCACAUUCAGAGGGCUGUUAUCUCUGUCCCUGCUGAGUUUGAUGAGAGACAGAGGAACUACACCAUCAGGGCUGCCAACCUGGCCGGACUGGACAUCCUGCGUGUGAUCAAUGAGCCCACAGCUGCAGCGAUGGCGUAUGGGUUACACAAGGUGGACGUGUUCAACGUGCUGGUGGUAGACCUGGGAGGAGGAACACUGGACGUCUCUCUGCUCAACAAACAGGGGGGCAUGUUCCUCACCAGAGCCAUGUCCGGUAACAACAAGCUGGGGGGGCAGGACUUCAGCCAGAGGCUGCUCCAGUACACCAUGGAGAGGGUCCGCCAGCAGUACGGCGUUCCCCCCACCCUCAAAGAGGACAUCCACCAUCUCCGCCAGGCUGUGGAGGCAGCCAAGCUCAACCUCACCCUGCAGCCCAGCGCCGACCUCAGGGUACCCCUGCACCUGGAGCCCCAAGGAGACCCCAAGCAACCACCACAGUGGCCCACCAAGGACCCAAUCCCAGUCAUCUUCCAAGCAGUCAUCACCCGUGAGCUGUUUGAAGAGUUGAAUGCCGACCUCUUCCAGAAGAUUCUGGCGCCUGUAGAGACAGUGCUGGCCGAGGGCCACCUGGGGAAGGAGGAGGUGGAUGAGAUAGUUCUGGUGGGAGGCUCCACCCGCAUCCCUAGGAUCAGGAAGCUGAUCAGUGAGUACUUUGGGAAGGAGCCCAACACCUCAGUGGACCCAGACUUGGCAGUGGUGACUGGGGUGGCCAUCCAGGCUGGCAUUAUGGGCGGCUCCUGGCCUCUACAGGUCAGUGCUAUAGAGAUUCCCAACAGACACCUCCGCAAGACCAUCUUCAAUUGAUCUAGUCGAGAGGUAGCAAGGGACUUAAGGAUGCCACCAGACAGAUACUUGCCAUAUUAAAGGAUGGUUAAUUGUGCUUCUCCAUCUUCACAAGGUGUGCAAUAGUAUUAUGAGGUUAAAAUAUGUUCUCGCAGAGAAACUCAAAUUACACCACUACUUUUUUUACUGUCAACCCAACAUAUUAGACCAACUGUAGUAGAUUGAAAAUGGUGUUCAACUCAGGGAACCUUUAUUUCAAGAGAACUGUGACCAGCCAAGACACCUUCAGCUAUUUAUUUAUUUAUAGUGUUUGUACUGUGAGUGGGGGGGGG
This is a messenger RNA of Salvelinus fontinalis (brook trout), 2418 nucleotides long. RefSeq names its product heat shock protein 70 family, member 13 (gene hspa13). The record is from RefSeq and is a predicted model, not a curated record. Lineage: Eukaryota; Metazoa; Chordata; Actinopteri; Salmoniformes; Salmonidae. The coding region runs from base 770 to 2107 and encodes 445 amino acids. Gene Ontology annotation, cellular component: plasma membrane; cytoplasm; cytosol. Gene Ontology annotation, molecular function: misfolded protein binding; ATP-dependent protein folding chaperone; heat shock protein binding. The transcript has 5 exons. Gene Ontology annotation, biological process: protein refolding; vesicle-mediated transport; cellular response to unfolded protein.